AUGGCUUCGAUAUUGCAAAGACGAAUGCUCUCGAAAGAGGACGAAGCUGCGGACGAAGUCGAGGUGCGCCGGGAAGACCAAGACAAGAUCAACCGAUUCAGCCGUCUUCAUCAGCGUGAAAUCGCAUUAUCGGAGGAACUGCAGACAAAACUCAAAGAGAAGGAAGAGCUCGAUGACUUGUCGACAGAGUUGGAGCUCGCUGACGAGGACGAGAAAGUCCAGUACAAAAUUGGCGACGCUUUCUUCCACCUACCUCUCGAACAAGCCCAAGAGAUGCUUAGCACCGCCGUAAGCAGAUUAGAAGAGGACUUUUCUGCCCUAGAAGAGAAGCAGAGGUCGGUUCAAGAUCAAAUGCAGUCGUUAAAAGUCGAUUUAUAUGCGCGCUUUGGCAAGCAGAUCAACCUGGAGACAUAG
[Torrubiella] hemipterigena is the source of this 414-nucleotide messenger RNA. The record is from the annotation of a GenBank genome assembly. NCBI's taxonomy places the organism in Eukaryota, Fungi, Ascomycota, Sordariomycetes, Hypocreales, Clavicipitaceae.